AUGUCUGACACCGGCCGCAAACCACUCACAUCCCAAAUCGGAGAGACCAUCACACCAGAGUCUCAGAAGUCGAGUCUUGACAAGGCUAAGGAGGGUGUCACUGACACUGCCGACAGCAUUGCUGGUGCGGUUCAGCCUGGUGACAGCAAAUCCACUAGCCAAAAGCUUUCCGAUGAGACCAGUUCAGGUGCCAACACUGUUACUGACAAGUUGUCAGCCGCCGGCCAGAAUAUUCAAGAGUCUGCUUCCAACUUGACUCAACAAGCUCAAUCGAACGCCGGCGCAGCUGGUGAAGGAGGUCAAUCAUAUUUGCAACAAGCCCAAAAUCUUGCGGCAAGUGCGUUGAACACUGCUAGUGACGCUGCUGCCAACCUUGCCAACACUAUUGGUGGUGAGAAAAAAUAG
This is a messenger RNA of Exophiala aquamarina CBS 119918, 405 nucleotides long. RefSeq lists its product as uncharacterized. The coding region runs from base 1 to 405 and encodes 134 amino acids. The record is from RefSeq and is a predicted model, not a curated record. NCBI's taxonomy places the organism in Eukaryota, Fungi, Ascomycota, Eurotiomycetes, Chaetothyriales, Herpotrichiellaceae. The transcript is spliced from 4 exons.